AUGGCACCACAUGAGCUGGAUAGCCUCCUCUGCCGGCUUUUGGAAAUCAAUGCUCCAGGGGUUCUAUUGUGUGCCAUAGUGCUCCUCGUCUUCAACACCAAGAUUGACUUGGUCAAGGUCUAUGAUGCAAUGGAAGUGUUCGCUGGAGUGGCUUCUUUAUCGAGGAAUGGCGCUUCUGGGCUUUUCAUUAUUUGGUUCAUGGGGUAUUCCGAGUUGGCUUCUGGAUGUGCCGCUUUGGAGCCAAGUCCCCGAAGCGAACGCGACUUUGGUCAAACAGUCGGGGCAUCGCUGCCUUCCAAGAUCCACGCCCGCUUACAGCUGCAGAGAAGGGCAGGAUAUCAAGGCACACGUUGGUUCGAAGGCAUGUUGACCAGCGCACUGGCACUAAGAGGUUCACGGGCAAAAGGGCAGUACCCAUUCCCGUAUGGACUACGCUUCGUCCGGGCUUUUCCCCGAUUGCUUGCAGAACGAGUUCCGCCUCACCAGCAGGCCAGCAAUGUCGUGGACAACCCCGAUCCCAAGUCUGUCUUGUGCGACAAGGCUGCAAAGAAGCACUUGCAAAUGCUUCGGGUACCACGGCCAAAGCCUUGCAGCCCGGUCAAGAAGACCAGCCCGAUCAAGAAGACCAGCCCGAUCAAGAAGGCCAGCCCAGUGAAGGACACCAGCCCGAUCAAGAAGACCAGCCCAGUGAAGGACACCAGCCCAGUCAAGAAGACCAGCCCAGUGAAGGACACCAGCCCAGUGAAGGACACCAGCCCAGUGAAGGACACCAGCCCCGUCAAGGACACCAGCCCAGUGAAGGACACCAGCCCAGUCAAGGACACCAGCCCAGUGAAGGACACCAGCCCAGUCAAGAAGAAGAGCCCAGCCAAAAAGACUCCAGCGAAGCCCCGGGUGACAAGCCCAUCCAGCACAAGUACCCGCACCAAGACCACUCCGAACACUGCAUCCACAGAUGUCAAGGUGGAACCGGCAAGCCCAGUUGCAGAGUCAACAGCAGUGGACCCGUACGAGGAGGAGCUUAGCGACGGCAUCGACGACGAUGGCUUGAAGCAGUCUCUGAAGGCAUGGCAUGCCGUGAAGGAGGCGCCUGACCAGAAGGAAGGCGAUGGGGCCAUCGGCAAUGGCAAGGACUGCACGAAGGCUUGGCGGCGAGCUGAGGCAAAGGUUAUCAAGUAUUGCAUGAACCCCAAGCGCAUCAAGACCCAUACGAGGCGUGAUAAGUACGAGAAAGACAAGAUCGAGUACUGGGUUGAGGAGGAAACCAAGGGCAGCUACACGAUCAGCCAGAAGGAGUCAUGGAAAGACACAAGGGAGAUCGAUGUUCCCGAGGACGUCGAUGGCGAAGCCACUCCCGGUGAUGCCGAUGAUGACAGUGAUGACAAUCAGGAUGAUGCUAGCUCCGUUCUCGAGUCUUCUGGAGGCUCCAGUGAUACUGGCUCAACCACGAAGGGCAAGAAACGAAAGCGAGGCGGCAGGAGCAAGAAGGAAAAGAAGGAGAAGAAAGCAACAAAAUCUAAAAAAGACAAGAAAACCAAGAAGGUGAAGCGCAGCAAGAAGAGCCAAUCCUCCCCAUCCUCAAAGGUUGGAACCCCCACCAAAGACAACGAAGCGCUCGAAGAAGAAGCCCGUUCCGAGGCGAUCGAGAAUGCCGGCACCCUGAUGCAGCAGCUCCUGAGGGUCCAGACCAAGGUCGAGGCUUGUGCCGGGUCCUUCAACAAGAUCAAUGACUAUGCUGUCAAGCUUUCGGGCUACCAUGAUGAGUUGGCCGAGCUGAAGGCAUCCUAUGCUGGCUCGAAGAAGUCAAUCUGCCAGAAGUCGGUGAAGAAGCUCCAGGAUAUCGUCAUGGAAGCAGAGUGUGCCAGAUUCGGAAUGGAAGAGACGAAGCUGAAGAGGACAUUGCUCAAGAAGCCCUCAUCGAAGAAUGUGGGCGAUACUGAAGCCGAGAAGGCCCGGCGCCGAAACGGCGACGAGUGGAACCAUGUGGUAAGCGAGAAGCAUGCUUGCAAACUGGCAGCAGCUAUGUACGAGGAGCUGCAAAAGCCCGCCCCGGUUCCAAUGACUUACGAGGAGAUUGGCUUGAAGCAUUUGCACCCUACGUUACGACUUCGAUCUGUUAUUGAGACCUUGAAAAAGACCCCAGGGAAGAUCGAUCAUCUUCUGGUGGGAAAUGGCUCCAAAAAGAGCGGGGCUUCGGGUAUCAAUUUUAUUGGCAGCACGUACUGCACCAGAUUCUUGUAUUCGACUUUAUUGGCACGGAUCUAUUCGACAAAGAAAAAGUUCCUUUAUGCUUUGCUGGACCAUUGGCAGGAAGAUCUUAACGAUUGCUACAAGAAUGGAAUUGAGAUCGAUGGUGUUGCUGGCCUGGACACAGUGUUUCCUGUCGUCAUCAAUUGCAAGGGCGAUUGGCCAGCUCUUACCAAGGCUGGUCGCCUCAACCGGCAUCAUUUGAGAGAUGCCCCGGCAAGUGAUGAUCCACCUGGGAUUUGCCAUCUAUGCCGUGCUGGGCAAAAAGGCUUCGCUUGGAACGAGUUUGAAGCUUCGGCAAAAUGGCUUCAUGCUGACAGCCCAUUGCCCUGGACGACACCUAGCCCAUUGGCAAAGCUUCCGCAGGACCGGGAUGACAUGGCUGCCUUCUACUGCAUUGACUUGUUCCAUGCUGCCCACAAGGGUGUGGUGAUAUUGUGUGAUCGUGGUAUUUUCGGCACCACCGGUGGACUUCCAAGAUUCCUCGACAACUUUUUUGGAGAGCUUCGAGACUGGUGCAAGGCCACAGGCCAUUAUUUGAAUAUGACGAGGCUGACCAAAGACCUGCUUGGCAUCGACACUGGGGCUGACUUUCCGGUUGCGCGGUGGUUUAAGGGAAACGACACAUCCAUUAUGUCAAAAUUCCUGGAAAUCAGAUACAAGCAGAUCCUUGCUGACUGUGAAUCACCGAUGGAGCAGGAGCUUUCUAGCAUCCAUGCUGGGUUGGUUGCUAUAGGCCGAUUUAUGCACCUGGUCUACUCCCUGCCACUUUGGUUGAAGCCUGGAAAGGCUUCUGAGUUGGCUUCCCUGGGAUUGCGCUUUCAGCGUGCAUUCAAUGCAGCAGCAGAAUUCUCUCUCGCUGCUGGCAGGCCACGAUUUAAGGUGAUGCCCAAGUAUCAUCUUUUCUCCCACCUGGUCCAUUAUUUACGGCGGAGUGCGGAAAGGAAUGUUCACUGCCUCAACAUACUUUGCUUCUCAUGCCAACUUGACGAGGACUUUAUUGGGAGAGUUUCUGCCCAGAGCAGAAACGUCUCCAUUCGCUCUGUUCAUGAGCGGACGAUUCAGAGAUACCUCUUGAACUUGGCUCUGCAAUGGUAA
Molecule: messenger RNA, 3345 nt
Organism: Symbiodinium sp. CCMP2592
Lineage: Eukaryota; Dinophyceae; Suessiales; Symbiodiniaceae
Source: the annotation of a GenBank genome assembly